AUGGCUCCUCCUCAUCCACCUCCCACAUCCACUCCCUUGUCACAUUUACUACUUCACUCUCGACAACAUACCUUGACAUCAAAGCACAACCUCACAAACGACUCAUCAUCAUCAUCAUCAUCCUCGACUAAUCAACAUCCUCCUCAACCAUCAUCCACUCGCAGUGCAAUGACUUGUUCAUCACACCAACAACAUCAUUCAUUGUCUUCUCCUCUAAACGAAAGACCAGCUAUGCCAUCUCGCUCUAGCACAACCACUACAACUUCCACUGCAACAGCCAAUCCCGCUUUGAUGUCGUCAACCAGUUACAAUCACUCCGCACGUCUCAUUUUUAAAAUGGCCAACAAUCACCUUUUCGGUCGUCGAGGACACAACAAGGAUGCAUCUCUUGCAGUGACUUAUCUACGCCGAGCAGUAUCAUUGGGCCAUGCUCAAGCAGAAGGAGUCCUUGGCUUUUGUUACGAAUUCGGUCUUGGUGUCGAGAAGGAUUUCAUGCAAUGUGAGCAACAUUAUCUAAAAGCCGCUGAGCACGAGGAUGGUCUUGCCAUGGCUCGUCUUUCCUUUUUGCGUAAAUAUGGUCGACCCAAUGUAAAGAUUGAUCGUGCCGAAGCAGAAGCAUGGGCUGAACGCGUGCGACGUAUUGCUCAUACCAACCCUGUUGGAUGGAUUGUUGAAGCAGCUACUUUGGAUGGUGAUGCCAAUUGUCAAUAUGCACUGGGUGUGUGCUACCAUGAUGGUGUUGGUAUGCCACGUGAUGAACAUGCAGCUUUUCGAUGGUAUAAGGCGAGUGCAGAACAAGGCAAUGCUCGUGGCCAAGGCAUUCUCGGUUAUUGCUACGGCGAAGGAUUCGGUGUUACCAAAGAUGACACUGAAGCAAUGCGAUGGUAUCGAUUAGCAGCAGCUCAAGGCGAAACAGUGGCUAUCUACAAUGUUGGUUAUUGCUAUGAGGAUGGUAUUGGUGUCGAACGUGAUGUCAACGAAGCCGUACGUUGGUAUCGUAUUGCUGCUGAACAAGGCAACGCAUUUGCACAAAAUUCUCUUGGCUAUUGUUACGAAGAUGGCAUUGGCGUCAAGCAAGAUUUAUCACGAGCAGCACAUUGGUACCAGCGUUCAGCUGAACAAGGAUAUCCAUGGGCAGAAUGCAAUCUCGGUUACUGCUACCAAAACGGUAUUGGCGUUGACAAGAAUGAUGAGCUUGGUGCAUUCUGGUAUCGUCGUGCGGCUGCACAAGGUCAUGCUCGUGCACAACACAAUCUUGGUUUUUGCUAUCAAAAUGGUAUUGGUGUCGACCGUAAUGAAAUGGAAGCCGUAAAGUGGUAUCGCCGAUCAGCUGAACGUGGUAAUAUUUUCGCCUAUCACUCUCUUGGCUAUUGCUAUCAAAAUGGUAUCGGUGUCACUGCCAAUGAACAAGAAGCCGUCUUUUGGUACUAUUUGUCAGCCGAAGAAAAUCAUGCUCCAGCACAAUUGUCUCUUGGUUACUGCUAUCGUAAUGGUAUUGGUGUCCCCAAAAAUGAACGUGAAGCUGUAAAGUGGUUCCGUCGUUCGGCUGAACAAGGUAAUGCUCUUGCACAAAACUCGCUUGGCUUUUGCUAUGAGGAAGGACUUGGUGUCAAGAAGGAUGCUGCUAGAGCAGUGUACUGGUAUCACAAAUCGGCUCGUCAAAAGAACCCAUGGGCUCAAUGCAAUCUCGGCUAUUGCUAUGCCAAUGGCAUUGGUGUUGACAAGGAUGAUCGUAAGGCUGUCUAUUGGUAUCGUCAUGCUGCUGCUCAAAACCAUGCACGAGCACUCGACAAGCUUGGUGUUCAUGUUCAAUGCGGUCUCGGUGUGGAUCAAGACUUUGAAGCUGCAUUCGAUCUCUUUAAGCGUGCUGCAGCACAAGAUCACAUUGCUGCACAGUAUCAUCUUGGCAACUGCUACGAGAAAGGACUUGGAUGCCAAAUCGAUUUACAUCAAGCUGCAGUCUGGUUUGAACGUGCUGCAAUGGCUGGUUGCCGCAAUUCCAAUGAACGAUUACGACGAUUGCUCUUCCGAGUGUGCAUGUGGUCUCCAGGUUCUUCUCCGUUGACCAUGAAUGAGGACGACCUGAUAUGUUCUGGAUUCAUCAGUGGGCAUAGUGCGCCGGCCGCAUAG
This is a messenger RNA of Lichtheimia ornata, 2130 nucleotides long. RefSeq lists its product as uncharacterized. Gene Ontology annotation, molecular function: protein binding. Lineage: Eukaryota; Fungi; Mucoromycota; Mucoromycetes; Mucorales; Lichtheimiaceae. Bases 1 to 2130 code for a protein of 709 amino acids. The transcript is spliced from 2 exons. The record is from RefSeq and is a predicted model, not a curated record.